UCAUGUUUUAAUAUGAGUAUUUAUAAUUUUAUUUGUAAUAUUGACCGCCACGAACGGGCACAAACCGGUAUGUGCCACCGAUCGAACCAUUCCACUUGCUAAACCGGCAGGCACACUGGCAUAAACCGGUUUGACAACCUUGGUUUGAGGUAUCAAAUAAAUGUACCAAAUAAAGAACAUGGUUGAAAGUCGAUUCCAGCCUAAAUACGGAUAUUCAUAAUUUGCACCCAAGCUGGCAUCCGUUGGCUAGCUUCACCUUCACUGUCAACCUCCCACUUAUUUAUGCAAAACUCCAAAUCUGCAAACUUGCCAAAAAAAAAAAAAAAAAAAAAAACAGCGGCGUCCAGUUGCUGGGAAGAAAACGACGGAACAAAAAUCCUCAAUACUCCCGAAUUCAAAGGAAGAAGGAACGUCCAGAAUCACCAUUGAAAAGGAGACACGAGGGAGCCUUUGCCGGUCUCCGUCUCCGAACAACAAUUAAUCAUCUUUCUCCGAGAGGAGAGCUUUCCUUUUGGCUUGGAAAGCAGGGCAGAAGAAGAAGAAGGGCGAGGCGAACGAGAGGGAGAGAAGAAUUUACAACAAUGGGGAAAGGGGGCGAGAGGAUAUCAUCAAUGGCGGAACGGGAGAAAGACGAAGGAGUAGUAAUGGCGUCGGAUUUCUUCUGGUCUUACACCGACGAGCCUCACGCCUCCCGCAGAAAACAGAUCCUCUCUCAAUACCCUCAGAUUAAGCAGCUCUUCGGCCCUGACCCCUGGGCUUUCUCCAAGAUUGCUGUGGUUGUGAUACUCCAGCUAUGGACAGCAACAUUGCUCCACGACUCAGCGUGGCUGAAGAUGCUAGCCAUUGCCUACUUCUUCGGCUCGUUCCUAAACCACAAUCUCUUCCUCGCAAUCCACGAGCUUAGCCACAACCUCGCCUUCUCCACGCCGGUCUACAACCGCUGGCUCGGAAUCUUCGCCAAUCUCCCCAUUGGCGUCCCCAUGUCUGUCACCUUCCAAAAGUACCACCUUGAGCACCACAGGUUCCAAGGUGUGGAUGGCAUAGACAUGGACAUCCCAAGCCAGGCCGAGGCUCACAUUGUACGCAACGUGGUGACCAAAUCCAUAUGGGUUCUCCUCCAGCUAUUCUUCUACGCUCUCCGCCCGCUCUUCCUCAAGCCUAAACCACCAGGCUACUGGGAAUUCAUCAACUUCUUCGUCCAGCUAUCCCUCGACGCAGCCAUGGUGUACAUCUGGGGGUGGAAGUCCUUCGCUUACCUGAUCCUGUCGACGUUCGUAGGGGGAGGGAUGCACCCGAUGGCGGGUCAUUUCAUCUCGGAGCAUUACGUGUUCAACCCGGAACAAGAGACGUAUUCGUACUACGGCCCCCUGAAUCUGCUGACUUGGCACGUAGGGUACCACAAUGAGCACCAUGAUUUCCCCAGGAUCCCUGGGAGCAAGCUACACAAGGUGAAGGAGAUUGCUCCAGAGUACUACGAGAGCUUGGAUUCGUACAAAUCGUGGAGCCAGGUCAUCUAUAUGUACAUCAUGGACAGCACGGUUGGACCCUUCAGCCGGAUGAAGAGGAAAGUGAAGAAAUCCGAGUGAAAUUCUCCACAGGCAGCAGGCGACAUUCUUUGUAGCAUUUUGUAAACACUUUUGUUUGUGGCGGGUGAUCAGUUUUGGGUAGAGAUUUGAUUUCUUUGUGUUGGCCCAACAAUAAUAACUGCCAAUUUCCACUCUUUCUCCACCGCGGAAUGGGAAUCCGAGUGACAUAAUUAGAAUCCUUCUCCGAGAAGGAUUCCACAAACC
This is a messenger RNA of Linum trigynum, 1790 nucleotides long. The record is from the annotation of a GenBank genome assembly. Lineage: Eukaryota; Viridiplantae; Streptophyta; Magnoliopsida; Malpighiales; Linaceae.